CUUAUCCCUCUUCGCUAAUAGCUCUUCACCCGUACAUUCGACGCCCAUCAUGCAAUCCAACAGCCAGCUUACUUGUGAUUGCCGCAACUACGCGAAGUACAAGAAGUUCUACGACGAAGCUCUUGCCUAUGAAAGCUCGUUGUAUUGGGAUUUUGCAAAAUGUCUCCUGGUUUGCUCGGCCAUCGGCAUCGUGGUUUUCUUCCUGUUCACCUUCGUCCGCAUACGCACGAUCCAUGAUACUACACCCAUCGAAGACAUCAGCUCUUCGUCCCUGAAUAUGAUGCACCGCCAAAGUUCGACAAAGAAAGUCUCUGGAUCAUCUUCGUCCAUCUCCUCCCAGAGAGAUUCUAUCUCCUCAUACUCAUCCUCCGAUUACCCCUCCUCGGCCUCCGACUCGUUGUUGGACUCGCGUCGCUCGUCAGACUCCUCCUCCAGCGAAACCCAGUCCCCCCGCCGCCCAUCCAUUGUCCCGAACCGUCGCUCAUUUGCGAAGAUGAUGGGGACGAUCAAAGAUUUACCUCAGAAGGUCCAAGAUGAGGUACAGAUGCCUUCAUUCGGGAGGAGACAAUCGGGAAAUAAAAUGAAGAGGAGCCAGUCUACUAGCCAAGUCAUCUUGCCUUCCGAAACUUUGGACACUCCUGUACUCUCGUCUUCUACCAAGGACGGCCCUCACGUCUUCACAUCUCCCUUUGCAGACAGUGACGGCCUCAAUCGUUCUACCCGUGUCUCAGAACCUAUCUCC
Messenger RNA from Stereum hirsutum FP-91666 SS1, 742 nucleotides. RefSeq lists its product as uncharacterized. NCBI's taxonomy places the organism in Eukaryota, Fungi, Basidiomycota, Agaricomycetes, Russulales, Stereaceae. The annotation marks the transcript as partial. The record is from RefSeq and is a predicted model, not a curated record. The transcript has 3 exons.